AUGUUUGGUGCUGCUGUAUUUGAUGCUUUGGAAUCGAAAGAAGAAGCUAUCAUUCGUGCUACAUUAAGACAGCGAAUGGCUCGCAUUUUAUAUAAAAAUGAUACAAUUCAAAAUGAAAGUGCUUUUCAUAGUUUAACAACAGCUAUAUUUGAAAAUCGACAUGUGCGUACUGGAACAACUAAACAAUGGACAUUUCCUGGUGCUUUCUAUUUUUCAAUAUUAGUUGUGACUCUUAUUGGUUAUGGACAUACAACGCCAAAGACAAUCGGUGGUAAAAUUUUUUGUAUGGCUUAUACAGUUGCUGGAGUACCUCUUAAUUUAAUUAUGUUUCAAUCGACUGGUGAACGAUUAAAUACAAUUAUUUCUUUUAUAUUGUCACGUUUAAAACGUUUACUGAGAUUUCGUCGUCAUAAAGUAUCUAGUUUUGAAUUAAUUGCCGUUGAAUUUGGUAUGACAACAAUGCUGAUACUAGGUGGUUCACUUAUUUUUUGUAAACAAGAAAAAUGGACAUAUUUUGAAUCAAUUUAUUAUUCAUUUGUUACUUUUUGGACAAUAGGCUUUGGUGAUUUGGUUCCAUUGGCCAGUGUACAACGGUCUGGAGAAUCACUCUAUUCUCGUUGGGGUUAUUUUGUAUUUACUGUAUCAUUUAUUUUAUUCGGUUUAGCCAUAAUGGCUUCGUCUCUAAACUUAUUGGUACUUCGUCUUGCCCGAUUUCAAUCGGAGACUAGUACGAGUGGAGUAUCAGCUCUUCUUACUCGAAAUGAAGAGGAUUUGAUAGCCGCUGCUAUUGCACAUCAUCGUGCAUCUAUUCAUAUACAACAACAUAAUCGUAUUUGUUCGAAUACCAACGAUCUAAAUCAACAUCAAUUGUCGGGACAAUCAUAUACACUUAUGCAAAUGCCUUCAUGGUAUUCAGCAUCAUCCUCUUCUUCAUCAUCGUUGAAUUCAAGAAUUGAUUUUACUAAAAAUUCAAAAGUACGAAAUUGUUGUUUAGGAUUUACAUUAUUUAAUAGUCAAAAACAUCGACGACGACAUUGGCAUUUACGUCGAUCACCACAAAAUAUAAAACAUUUACUUUAUUUUGAUCAUGUAUUAGAAAAUCCUAAAUUAACAUUAUUACGAAAACCACAAAUUCUUCCUCAAUAUGAUUAUCAUAAUCUUCAUCUGAUAAAUCAUGUAUCUGGAAUCGGUUCACAGAAGCAACAUAGAAUUUCAAUUUGA
Molecule: messenger RNA, 1221 nt
Organism: Rotaria sordida
Lineage: Eukaryota; Metazoa; Rotifera; Eurotatoria; Philodinida; Philodinidae
Source: the annotation of a GenBank genome assembly